AUGGCGGGCAUUGACAUUUCAAAAUAUGCCCAUAGUCCUGUGCAUAAAGCCAUUGCAACCAAAGAUUAUGCCACUCUCAGGAAGAUAGUAGCUGGCCUUCCCCGUCUAUGCAAUCCAGCUGAGAUUCGGACUGAAGCGAUUUCAUUGGCUGAGGAAGAGAAGGCUGAUACUAUUGCUGCUGCAAUUGAUAGGCGUGAUGUACCAAACCGCGACACCCCUCUUCACUUGGCUGUCAAACUAGGUGAUGACACUGCAACCGAGAUGCUCAUGGUUGCUGGUGCAGAUUGGAGUUUGCAGAAUGAGCAGGGAUGGAGCGCUCUCCAAGAAGCUAUCUGCAACAGAGAAGAAGGGAUUGCGAUGACUAUUGUCAGGCAUUACCAGCCGCUGGCAUGGGCAAAGUGGUGUAGGAGGUUGCCUCGUUUGGUGGGAACAAUGCGAAGGAUGAGGGACUUCUACAUGGAAAUAACAUUCCAUUUUGAGAGUUCUGUGAUACCUUUCAUCUCAAGGAUUGCUCCUUCAGAUACUUACAAAAUUUGGAAGAGAGGUGCAAAUUUGAGGGCCGAUAUGACUUUGGCUGGUUUUGAUGGUUUUAGGAUUCAGCGUUCAGAUCAGAGUAUUCUUUUCCUCGGUGAUGGAUCUGAGGAUGGGAAAGUCCCUUCUGGGUCACUUUGCAUGAUCACACACAAGGAUAAAGAGGUGAUGAAUGCUUUGGAUGGUGCUGGUUCUCCAGCAACUGAUGAAGAGGUUCGGCAAGAAGUGGCUGCAAUGUCUCAGACUAAUAUAUUCAGGCCGGGGAUUGAUGUAACCCAAGCAGUUCUUUUGCCACAGCUGACAUGGAGGCGGCAGGAGAAAACAGAAAUGGUGGGUUCAUGGAAGGCAAAGGUCUAUGACAUGCACAAUGUGGUUGUUAGCAUCAAAUCUAGAAAGGUCCCAGGGGCAAUGUCGGAUGAUGAGUUCUUCUCAUCCUGCAAUGAUAAUGAAACAGAAAGUGAGGAGCUCAGUGACAUUUUGACAGAAGAAGAAAAAAGGCAACUUGAAGUUGCACUUAAAUUGGAUACAUCAGAACUGAGCUCUGAGAAUGCUGAUGGGAUUAUUGCGCAUCGUCAUAGUUGUUAUGAGCACAGGGAGAUUCCUAUUGAAGAUUCAAAUGGCUGUAGAAAUGGAGAGACAAAGCAGGAAAAGAAAGGGUGGUUUGGUGGUUGGAGGAAACGAGAUUCUAAAGUUGAAGGGCAGAAGAAAAUUGUUCCACCAAGAAGUUCUCUUUGUGUGGAGGAGAAGGUGAGUGAUUUACUGGGGGACUCUCCAUCUGGAAGUCAGCCUAAACCAGGAAGGCAUUCUGUGGAGAUUGUUGUGAGGGAUGAGCACCGGAAAGGGAAAGAUAGCAAGGCAUCUACUUCUGUGAGUUCUGAGAGCCAUAAUCGUCGCAAGGAAGGAGGCCGUGAGAAUGAGUAUAAGAAAGGAUUAAGACCUACUCUUUGGCUUUCUCCAAAUUUCCCAUUGCAAACUGAAGAGCUUCUUCCACUGCUCGACAUUCUUGCAAACAAGGUUAAGGCAAUUCGUCGCUUAAGAGAGCUGCUCACAACUAAACUUCCUAUGGGAACCUUUCCAGUCAAGGUUGCUAUCCCAGUAGUUCCUACCAUCAGGGUACUGGUAACAUUUGCAAAGUUUGAAGAACUGCAGCCAUUGGAUGAAUUUGCAACACCUCCUUCAAGUCCUACACCUGCAGGACGAGAAAGUCCGAUGGUUAUGCCGUCCUCAACUUCAUCUUGGUUUCAGUGGAUAAAAGCCCCUUACCAACGCCCUGGCUUGACUGCUGGUGGCUCAAGCAGUCGGAUAGAAAACAUUCAUGAUCCAUUUGCGAUUCCUCCAGAUUAUACUUGGGUUACAGCUGAAGCGAAGAAAAAGAAGAUGCAGGAGAAGAACAGAUCAAAGAAAGCUAAAAAUAAUGGUCACUAA
Dovyalis caffra is the source of this 1956-nucleotide messenger RNA. Lineage: Eukaryota; Viridiplantae; Streptophyta; Magnoliopsida; Malpighiales; Salicaceae. The record is from the annotation of a GenBank genome assembly.